GUAACUCCAGGACGAGACCGGAGCGACCCGCGCGCUUCGAGCACUAGGCGACGAGGCUGCGCCGGGCGCCCGACACCGGCGACUGCAGGGGGCGGGGGCUGCGCCGGAGCCCGAUCCGCCGCUCCGGCUCCGAGCAGUGGUCUCAGGAGAAGGGUCGUGGUCCACCACAGAUGCGUUUGUCGGAGGGAGCUGUGGAGAUUCCGGUCAAGGCGUAAGGCCUGGGGCUUCCAAUGAUACUCUGGGCAGGGAUGGAAGCCUAGAUGCCUCACCGCAAGGAGCGGCCGAGCGGGUCCUCGCUUAACGCACACGGCAGCAGCGGCAGCACCACCGCGGAGGGAGGAAAUAUGUCCCGGCUGUCACUCACCCGGUCGCCUGUGUCUCCCCUGGCUGCCCAGGGGAUCCCCCUGCCAGCUCAGCUCACCAAAGCCAACGCACCUGUGCACAUAGAUGUGGGUGGUCACAUGUACACCAGCAGCCUGGCCACGCUCACCAAGUACCCCGACUCCAGAAUAAGCCGCCUCUUCAACGGCACAGAGCCCAUUGUCCUGGACAGUCUCAAGCAACACUAUUUCAUCGACCGGGAUGGGGAGAUUUUCCGCUACAUCCUGAGUUUCCUGCGGACGUCAAAACUGCUACUUCCGGAUGACUUCAAGGACUUUAACCUGCUGUAUGAGGAGGCGCGAUACUACCAGCUGCAGCCCAUGGUUCGGGAGCUGGAACGCUGGCAGCAAGAACAAGAGCAGCGACGUCGUAGCCGGGCCUGUGACUGCCUGGUGGUACGAGUCACCCCUGACCUGGGUGAACGCAUUGCACUCAGUGGCGAGAAAGCCCUCAUUGAGGAGGUCUUCCCUGAGACUGGGGAUGUCAUGUGCAACUCUGUCAAUGCUGGCUGGAACCAGGACCCUACGCACGUCAUCCGUUUCCCCCUCAAUGGCUAUUGUCGACUCAACUCUGUACAGGUCCUAGAAAGGCUGUUUCAGAGGGGGUUCAGCGUGGCUGCAUCCUGUGGGGGUGGUGUGGACUCCUCCCAGUUCAGUGAGUAUGUGCUUUGCCGCGAGGAACGGCGGCCGCAGCCUACCCCGACUGCCGUCCGGAUAAAGCAAGAACCCCUGGACUAGGCCCUGCCUCGGGGCCCACCUGAGACCCCCUCAGUCCUGAGACAACCCCAGGGACAUGGAAAUAGCGCUGAGGAGUCCUGCCUGUUUGUGCUUCACAGUGGGCACAAGACUGAGCUCAUCCAUGGGAGUGCUAAGUGUCAUGGCAACAGAAUGAGGGGUGCCGGAGGCAUGCCCGUGGAAGGACUGUCUAUGUGACCCAGAGAUGUUGUGGCAGCAGCAAAGCUGCCAGCUGCCAGCCCUUCUGCUCCUCAGCCUGGUUCAGCGUCCUCUGCUGGGCCAGACACUCCAGAGCAGCUGUGUAUCCUCCUCCUCGCUCGGUGGACGUUGGCAGGCCUCCUCGCGUUGGAGAUGGCUUAUUUUUCUACAAUAUUUAAAAAACAACUAACUGUCGCCACACAGGUCGGCAAGGCUAGCAAGACCGUCGCUGCUUUACCAGGUGCUUAGUUCUCAGUCCAUUGUUCAGCGAGCCUUGCCAAGGAUGGGCUGCGGCAUUCGGGCCCAGGUGCCUGCUGAGCUGGGGCAGUGGGGACAGAUAUGGCAGGUGAUGGUGCUGCCGGAGAUGGC
Molecule: messenger RNA, 1682 nt
Organism: Arvicola amphibius (Eurasian water vole)
Lineage: Eukaryota; Metazoa; Chordata; Mammalia; Rodentia; Cricetidae
Gene: Kctd15
Product: potassium channel tetramerization domain containing 15
Exons: 7
Coding region: 261-1118 (285 amino acids)
Biological process (GO): protein homooligomerization
Molecular function (GO): protein binding
Source: RefSeq, a predicted model, not a curated record